Rosa rugosa (rugosa rose) is the source of this 2118-nucleotide messenger RNA. Its product is annotated as vicilin Jug r 6.0101-like. The record is from RefSeq and is a predicted model, not a curated record. NCBI's taxonomy places the organism in Eukaryota, Viridiplantae, Streptophyta, Magnoliopsida, Rosales, Rosaceae. Bases 219 to 1898 code for a protein of 559 amino acids. The transcript is spliced from 3 exons.
ACUGUCCGUACUGUUGCUGCUGCCAUGUGAGUUCACAUGGACAUAGUUAAAGUCUUAUUAGAUAGACACGGGUAUCCCUCGUUCCCAACCCUUUUGCAUGUUGAUCAAAACUGCAAACGCCCAUCUUCGCUUUUGUCCUGAUCAACUACAAGACAUACUGUAAAGGCCAAAAUGAAAGAUCUUAUUUUGAAGCUCUGUUCUGUUCUUAGCAAGAGGCAAUGGAGACGAUAAUGGUCAUCACCCAAACCCCAAUAAUGACACGUAAAUCGGACACUCGUCACCAUGCAUGGCCUCAGCCCUCUUCUUAUCUCCCACCUUGCUUAUUAUAUAUAGCAUUUCCACGAUCAUCUUCUUCAUCAAGAACUGAAAACAUGGAGUUGAAAAGUAAGCUUUGUUUGGUUGUCUUGCUCUUCUCUGUUUUGCUUGCUGUGAGUGCUAGUCAGGACUAUAAGGAGAGAGACCCUGAGCUGAAGCAGUGCAAGCACCAGUGCAAACACCAGAGAGGAUAUGAUGAGCAAGAGAAGCAACUCUGCGAGCAGCGAUGCGAUGACUACAUCAAGCAGAAGAGGCAGGACGAGAAGCAGCGAAGGAGAGAAGGAGAAGGAGGUACUAGUUUUUAUAGAUAUGACGAGGAUCAGUAUCAGGGUCAGGGCCAACAACAACAGGACCAGAAUCCCUACUUGUUUGAAGAUCAGGAUUUCGAGACCCAAAUUGAAACAGAUCAAGGCCGAGUUCAGAUUCUUCAGAAGUUCACUGACAAGUCUGAUCUGCUGCGCGGCAUUGAGAAUUUCCGGAUUGGUUCCCUUGUCACCAAGCCUCACUCUUUUGUUGCUCCACACCAUCAUGAUGCUGACUGUGUUCUCUUCGUCUUCCAGGGUCGACCAACCAUUACUAUGGUGAGAGGGGAGAAGAGAGAGAGCCAUAACCUUGAACGUGGAGACAUACUCAGGGUUCCAGCUGGUACACCUGUUUAUAUUAUCAAUAGAGACGAUAAUGAAAAGCUGUUUGUUGUGAAACUCCUCCAUCCAGUCUCCCUUCCUGAUCAGUUUGAGACAUUUUAUGAGGGAGGUGGUGAAAAUCCAGAAUCAUUUUUCAAAGCUUUCAGUCCGGAGGUACUUCAAGCGGCUUUCAAGACUGAAAGAGAUGAGCUGGAGAGGCUAUUCGGGCAGCAGAGGCAAGGCAGCAUCAUGAAGGCCUCCAGAGAGCAAAUUGAGAAGAUGAGCCACAGUACUCGUGGCCGUGAAGGAUUUUGGCCUUUCCAUGGUGAUGAACCAUUUUCAACAUCAUCAUCGAAAUCAGGCCCAUUCAAUCUCUUCAAAAAGCGGCCUUCUCAGUCAAACCGACACGGACGUCUCUUUGAAGCCGAUUCCAAUGACUACAAACAGCUCGAGGAGCUCGACCUCCAAAUCACUUUUGCUAACAUUACUCGAGGGUCCAUGACUGCUCCAUCCUUCAACUCCAAAGCCACCAAGAUUGCCUUUGUUUUGGAUGGUGAGGGCUUCUUCGAGAUGGCCUGCCCCCACCUUGCUUCCCAAGGAGGUUCCCAACACCAACAGCAACGUCAGCGGAGGAGCAGCAGCCCAAGCUACCAGAAUGUAAGAGGGGACUUGAGACGCGGUACCGUUUUUAUUGUGCCGGCUGGCCAUCCGGUGACUGCCAUUGCCUCGAGCAACAAUAACCUACAAGUCAUCUGCUUUGAGGUGAAUGCGAAAGACAAUGUGAGGUUCCCUCUGGCUGGAAAGAAGAAUGUGGUGAGUCUGUUUGAGAGGGAGGCAAAGGAGUUGGCAUUCGGUGUUCCGGUGAGAGAGGUGGACCGCAUCUUUAACAAGCAAGACGGCGAGUUUUUCCUGGAGGGACCGAACAAUCAGCAGCAGGGUCGUAUGUGGUCAGUGGUUUAGUAAUAAUUAAGCAGAGGUUUUGCGUGGGAAGGUGUGAAGAAAAGGCCUAAUAAGUGACUGCUGCAGUAGUUUUGAGGUUGCUAAUACUGAUAUGUAUAUUAUAGUACUCGGUUCUAUGACUAUGAGAAAUGAGAAUGUAAAUAUGUACGUCUUCCAAUGUAACUGUAGGGUUUAAGCACCCUUAAAUAAGUGGAUGACUCUUUCUGCUUUUCUACUUUAA